GCGGCCCCGCCCUGUCCCGGUCUGCUCGGUCUGCACGCGCUGCACCGACACUCCCCGGUGCGUCUCCGGUGUGUCUCACAUCAGAGCAGUUUCACUUUUCGUUCUCCGGUUCGGUCCGGCUUAGAUGGCGGCUCACCGCGUGGGGCGGCGGGUGAACCGGGUGUGCGGCAGCCCGUCCCCGAACCGGGAUCCGGGUCAGAACCUGCAGCGGCGGCAGGCCCGGGUCACCGUGAAGUACAACCGGCUGGAGCUGCAGCGGCGCCUGGACGUGGAGAGCUGGACGGACCGGGGGCUGGAGCGGCUGUACCGGGGCCGGGAGGACCAGAUGCCUGAAGAGCUGAACAUCGACGAGCUGCUGGACCUGAAGACUGUGGAGGAGAGAACACACAGACUGCAGGACGUCCUGCAGUCGUGUCCCAGCAGCACUGAGGUGUUCAUCAGCGAGCUGCUGCUGAAGCUUCAGGGUUUACAGAAGCAGGAGGAUCUUCACAACGACGGCAUCGACCUGCCGCAGCUCCACAUCUACCCCACCCGCCCCCAGUCAGCCGACAGGGAGGUGCUGCACUGACAAAACAAGCGUCCCCGACUGAUCCUGACCUCAACCCCCAACAGAGCCGGAGCUGGUGUGUAAAACAAACACACCUUAGCCUCUGUCCGGGGUCCCUCCACUGUCUGACGGUUCUGAACAGCAGCUGCAGCUUCACGCUGCUCAGUUAGAGGUUUAAACUCACCUGUAGUCUGAACGGAGCAGAACCUGAGAAACCAGCUCGACUGAACUCUGAUGUCCACAUUUUAUCUUCACAACCUUCACGUCUGUUCGUUUCUCAGCUGCUUCCUGCCUCGUUCCUACGUCACGCUUAAGUCUUGUAUUGUUUUUGUUUUUUUACACAAUUUUGAAUAAAUAUGGAUUUGAAACCA
Messenger RNA from Stegastes partitus (bicolor damselfish), 918 nucleotides. RefSeq names its product protein phosphatase 1 regulatory subunit 14A-like. Gene Ontology annotation, biological process: regulation of phosphorylation. Bases 125 to 568 code for a protein of 147 amino acids. Lineage: Eukaryota; Metazoa; Chordata; Actinopteri; Pomacentridae. The transcript is spliced from 4 exons. The record is from RefSeq and is a predicted model, not a curated record. Gene Ontology annotation, cellular component: cytoplasm. Gene Ontology annotation, molecular function: protein serine/threonine phosphatase inhibitor activity.